AUGAAUCGGCAUAUUGUUACAUGUAGAUGUAAAACAUUUCCUCAUUUAUACUUUAAAGAUGAGUACAGUUUGAAUAGUUAGAAACAGCCAAAGAAUAGAUUUUUGUUUGAAUGCCAUGGAUCGUUUGCUGUGCCGUCGUCUGCGAGACGAACCAGAGGAAGAACGCGUACAACUUCAUGAGACGACGACGGAAGAGGAAGAGAAAGCUAAUAAAGCCAAAAAGGAAAAAGAAGACAAGUUAUUCAAGGCAUUCCAAGAAAACAAUAUUGAUGAAAUAGCGACACUCAUUCAGAAUUGUGACCUGAAUGUGAAGGAAGUAACAGAAGGACGAUCCAAAAAAAAUCUACUGCAUUCAUUAGCAGAAACCACAUGCAAAAAUCCUCAGGAAGAGGAAAAAGUUGGCCAAAUAUUCAGAUGUUUAGUUGAGAAUGGGUGUUCUGUAAAUGCUAAAGAUAAGUAUGGAAAUACUCCCCUUAAGCUUGCUGCAGAAAAAGGGAAUAUACCCAUUCUCAAGCUGCUAUUGGAAAAAGGAGCUGAUGUCAACAAAAAAGACGAUUUGUCAGGUGAUACUCCUUUACACUGGGCAGCCAAAAAUGACAAGGUUAAAGCAGUACACACGCUUUUAACAAGUGGCUUUGAAGAUGUAGAUGUCAAUAUUCAGAAUGAUUCACUUAAAACACCACUCCAUCUUGCUGUAGAAAAUAAAAGUAAAAAUGUAGUUCUACUCUUGCUUUACUAUAAAGCAAAUCCAAAGCAAAAGAACAAAGAUGGUGAACCUCCUCUGCGAUAUGCUGAAACAAAUAAUCUGUCAGAUAUUGAAAAACUUCUAAAGGAACCUAGUGAAACAUAUUCUGAAGAGGCAUCACUGAUAAAAUAUGCAAAAGAAAAUGACUAUUUAGAAGUUGUUAAACUAUUUGAACAGCCUCUAGAAGUGGAAUGUGAUGGUCCAGGUGAUCCUGUUGCAUCUCCUCGUGACAGUGAAACUGCUGCUAAUAUCAUCUAUAAUACUACCUAUAAUAUUACAAUGAGAGACCAUGCUCAAGCAGCGAUAGGUGAUGGUGCCAAAUUAAUAAAUGAACCUGCUCAAGAAGAAGAAAGUCCUUCAAGAGAAGGAGAAGGAAGUCCAUCUGCUCCACCAGAACCUACAAACACAAAUAUUCCUUCUUCUUCAUAUCCAUCUCCAACAGCUCCCCCAGAAGACCUUUUAGAGCAGAGAUGAUACUUGGAGAAAGUGGUGUAUGUGAAAUGUGAGGAAAUGACAGAUGGGAUUAGAGUGACAUCAAAAAACCCGUGAAAUAUUGCACCAAUGGCUUAAUUAUAUAAAGCGGUUUCAACGGACUGGUUUCUUUUCUUCUCUUUUUCAUAGGCUACCAAAACAAAGGAAAUCUACAGCCCGGUUAACUGAAAAGACCACUUUAUUAUAUAUAAUCAGGCCCCAAUGCACCUUAGUAUGCUCUAAUUGCAUUGUUUUCUUUUAUGACUAUUACUAUUUAUGACUUACGGAGUAAGUAGUAAGUACCUUUACCAGAUUCAAUAUUUAAGCAAUAAAAAUGGAUUUCCAUACGUUUAUCGAACUUUUUUUAAUAGUGAAAUGUUGAUUCACGGGUUUAUUGACUUCACUCUACAACAUUUUUCACUAAUGGCAUCAUUUGUAUUUUAGUAAUUUAUUUUAAAUCAACAUCACAAAGUUUAUUUGGUAUAUGCAGUACGUAUUUGCACACGUCAUAGUUUUCACAAAAUAAAAAAGGGACACCACGUUAAAUAUAUUUAAAUUUUGUAAAUAUUUAAUAUCGCUUAAUAGUAUAGCUAGUACAUGAGACAGUGGUUCCCAAUAGAACAUAAAAUGAAUGAGAUUCAUUAAAAUAAAUAUUUUGGGUGAUAAGUAUUUUACACAAUGUAGUAUUUUUAUGUUUGUAAGUAUUUGACGUAUUACAUUUUUUUAAAAAAUAAGCUAACAGAAAUUGUAAACAUGUCGAUCCUGUACCGACGCUGUAAAAUGUUUCAUUUAUAUGAGUAAUUCACAGAUAAACUAUAUUUAUUGGUUUCAAAUACAGUUUGAUUACUUUUGA
Messenger RNA from Exaiptasia diaphana, 2069 nucleotides. RefSeq names its product poly [ADP-ribose] polymerase tankyrase. The record is from RefSeq and is a predicted model, not a curated record. Gene Ontology annotation, molecular function: protein binding. NCBI's taxonomy places the organism in Eukaryota, Metazoa, Cnidaria, Anthozoa, Actiniaria, Aiptasiidae.